AUGAAUCCUUCCAAGAAUCUGUUGGGGUUUCUUUUUCUCGCAAUCUUGGAUUUGACAAGUGGAGAAGAUGAAGGAUGUGCUCAAUUGAGGAUUGGGGAUCAAUCUUUUGGCGGGACAGUAAAAUACUCUCCAAUGAACUGGUUUGAGACACCAGCAGUUGUUAAAUUUGAAGCAGCGUGUUCGGGCGAAGAAGCACUUGGGCUAGAGAGCGGUCUCAUUACUGAUCAACAGAUUACUGCUUCAUCCUCCUGGGAUACGGCACACGGAAAACAGAACGCCCGACUAAACCGCCAAGCCGCCCGAGGUAAAACAAGUGCCUGGUCAGCGGGAAGCAAUGAUCUCAAUCAGUGGCUUCAAAUCGAUUUCGAACGAAAUGUGAAAAUUACAAAGCUUGCGACUCAGGGACGUAAUGACUACGGCAACCAAUGGGUGAAAAGUUAUACUUUCGCUUACAGUGCGGAUGGCAGUAACGUUCUUCAGGCCUAUAAAGAGAAUGAAGUUGAUAAGGUUUUUACUGACCGUUAUCAAGUACUUGGUCGGAAUGUCCACAUGGAUUACGUUCAAGAGCAUCUUCGUACAAAAAAAGAGGUAGCCUUCGGACAGACCCAGGAGCGAGCCAAUAGAAUCGAGCUUGAAAUUCUAGCUGAUACUGUAUAUGUUAAGGGUGACGUGGACUUGCGUGGUACAAAAAAGUUGACAAUAUUCAGCCGAAAGGUGAUCUUUUUGAAAGAUAGUCAACUGAACCUCAGAGCUCCCAACUUAGUGCAAAAUUUAAAUAUCCUGUCUCCUGGUACCGAUGGAGAUGAUGGGAAGCAUGGAGUUCAUGGUCCAACAGUCACAGUCUACGCGAAAAUGAUGGCUGGCUAUGUAAAUAUCAUAACAAGUGGCGGAAAUGGAAAACCGGGGCAAAAUGGCGCGAAUGGAAGAAAGGCAGCCGACAGCAUGCACAAGCAACCAGACAGGACGAACUCUGACUGCAAAGCACGCGAAACAAGGUAUGGCUGCACUAGUCACAUUGCAGGGAUACCAGGUAUAUCAGGCGGAAAUGGAGGAAACGGCGGAGAUGGUGGGAGAUCAGGAAAUGGUGGCAAUGCAGGUCGUCAAACUCUUCAUGUUUUGAAAGUGAGAGGGUAUGUCGAAUUAACAUCUUGUCGUGGGCUUGGAGGGCAGGCGGCAAUAAACGGAUUAGGAGGAGCCGAACUCGUCGCAAAGGGCUCCGAUGGUCAGGAGGAAAUGUCGUAUCUUCAGAAAUUUAGUCUGGGUCCAAAGCAAUUGAAAAAGUAUCCUCUGCAGCUGAUAAAGAUGAUGACAAGAUAUGGUGAAGAACUUCUCUGGGCCAACGAUGUCAAAAAGAGCAACGCUGUGUUCAAGUUUGUUGUAAAAUUGUCAAGUGGCAAAGCUGGAGCGUCUGAAUUGAGAAAAGUGGCAAAGAGAAGACUGGCUUUUAUGAACAAAGUAGGAUAUGACAGAUUUGGGAAGAACCAACUGUUCGCACCUAUUAUCAAAUGGGAGGCCUUCAAGAAACAGGUCGAAGUCAUCAAAGAUCGUGCAGAAACGUUUGAGAACGCUUACAAUGCUAUCAAAGAAUCGAUUACACGGCAUGAUGACGUUAAGACAAUAGUAAAAGCACUACCACAGGCUGCCAGACUUCAAGUUAUAAAGCAAAAGAACAGACUGGUUGAGGCCAAACGAAUAGCAGUAAGCGAAAAGGGAGCAUAUGUAUUGGCUAUUGGUGAGCUGGAGGCAAGCAUGAAGAGCAAUCUUCUAGAAGCAAAAGCGAUGCUUCCAGACGUGUACGAAAAAGCAAAAUUUAACAGCGACGACUUAUUCGUCAUUCUUGAGGGAAUAACAGGAUUCUUUAGUGGUGCAAUGGGGAAAGAUCCUUUCGCAGCCCUUGGAUCAGCCCUGGGGGUUAUUGGGCAUUUUGCUGGCAAAUGUGACCUUGGUGAACUUCAGGAUAAUUUGGAUAAAGUAGAAAAAUGGUUGAAAUUUGGAAAGGACUAUGCUGCCCUAAAAGACUCAAGUGAAUUGGAUUUUGACAAAAUGGAUGUGGCUGCUGUACCUGAAGUAAUGCAGGCUAAUCUGGAAAUGAACAAAGAGGGACUUGCAGCGGACCUUGUUUGCCUGCUGGAUGAGAGGUCGAAACCUCGAAACUCGGCAAAGUUUCAAGAACAGAUCGAACGAUAUUUUAUCGCCGGUGCCGCAAGAAUCGAUCUCAUAGCAAAGGUCAUGGACUUGGACAACGAAGUGGGUGGACAUAAAUUUGACAUCUCAAACUUAGAGGAGACAGCAAAUGAAAUUGAAAGCCUUAGUAAUUCUGGUGGUAAGGAUCUUUAUUCUCCCAUUGCUGAAAGCACACAACAGAUGUUUCUGGAUGGUUUACUUACGUCCUAUCAGCAGAUAGAAACAGGAUUUGCCCGACAAUUGUACCAGUUGUACAAAGGUUUCGAGUUUCGCUCUUUAUGGAUUGUUCAGGAAAAAUUAGCUGAAUUCGAACGGCGAGCAGUGUUAGCCGCGCAGGGAACAGGAAAUCUCCAAGGGGUUUUAGAGCUUACAAAAGCACUUCAAGAAAUUGACGAUAUCGAAAAUAAGGGACAGCGAUGUUUCACAAAAUUUCGUCACACAAUUACCACGCACAAAUGGACGUUUGACAGUGCUAAAGAAAACGUGAUGUUCGACGAACUUCAUAAGGGCGCUACGAGGUUUUCAUUGAAAAUUUCAGAUAGCUGCGAUCUAUGUUAUAAUGUGCGCCUUUUGAAGAUGUACGUUGAGCUAGAAGGUGACGAAUCUCAAAGCGGUGAUUACCCAUCGAGUGUUUAUCUUAAAUUAAGACAUCUCAGUGGCUCUUACUUUAGAGAUGGCAAUGGGAAUGUCAGGGAAUUCCGGCAGCCUUUAGGAUCAUGGCGGACAUUAGAAUUCGACCGAUUUGCAAUCACUAAUACCAAAGGAUGCAACAAAGAAAAAGCAAAAGGAAACAAGGAUUCUCUCUUCUGUAUGGGCAAGGACGAUAACCGCUUUCAACCGAUGUGCUGCCAUUAUCUCAGCGGUUCCCCGUGUGAUGACACACUCCUUGGAGCAGAAGAAUGCCGGAGUCCAUUUGGAACCUACGAAAUGACCAUGCCGAUUGACAGCAAAACUCCCUGUAAAGCCAGUGGCUCGCGCAUAACACACGAAAACUGCAAGGAAUUUGAUCGUUCAGUGUUCACAAAAAUGAACGUGUGGAUUCAGUAUCUGUACUGGACUGGUGAGUACCCAACAGGUCCAGACGACCUAAGAUGCAGCAAGUUUCAGGACCCAGACUCCGAGGCUGAGCAUGUUCCCAUAACCUUUAACCAUGAAGCGUCAGGUGAUAUUGAAUCAUAAAAAAAAAAAAUGAUUAAUAAAAAUAUAGAGAAAAAAAGACAUAAUAAACGUAGCAUAAGAUUGCAAUCACCGUGAUUUAAAUCAGAAUUGGAAGUGGCACUUACUAGCUUAAAGCAAUGGAACAGGAAAAAAAAUAAAGUAAUG
Molecule: messenger RNA, 3507 nt
Organism: Pocillopora damicornis (cauliflower coral)
Lineage: Eukaryota; Metazoa; Cnidaria; Anthozoa; Scleractinia; Pocilloporidae
Source: RefSeq, a predicted model, not a curated record